AUGGUCUUGGCGGAGGGGCUGCUGGCGAUGCCGUCGUACUUUUAUCACCUAAAGUUCGAGCUCUACCCGACGCCCAACCCUACAAUAAGCCCACAGCGACCGACACAAGGCAGCACAGCAGCGAGCAACAUCUGGCUUCCUCCGCCCGACACCGACAUCUUUGGCGAGCUUCCCUCGCAUCCUCCUCGAAAUACACGAACGAGCCGAACCGGAAGACCGCAGCCUUCGCCCAUCCAGUCAUCAUACGACACGGCGUAUCGACCGAGCCACACAGCCCAGAAGCGAGCCAGCGACGACAACGAAGAACCCGGUCUGCACGUCAUCGACUGCGGACUUUCGCGCGCCCCCGUCAAGGCCGACAACGGCAAGGACGUCGAGGUCCUCACGGCGCGGCAGUGGAAGGCGAGAACGCAGAGCUUCCCGCCGCCGCCCGCGUUUGCGGCGAUCCGACCCGACGCCGCCGUGCAGGAUUGGCGCUUCGGCCGAGUGAGCGUCGAGAGCCUCGAGCAGCAGACCACCAACAACAGCGCAACAGACAUGGACGAGGCCGCGGGGUCGUCGGGCGAGCGGCCGUCGGCUGCCACGGGCAUCGGCCCCAUGUUCGGCGGCGCGGGCAGCAUGACCAUGGCGAAGCUCCUGCCGCUCGACACGACGAACACGGAGCUCGGAUGGGGCGUCGUGCACUUUUACCGCGAGCAGGAUGAUAGCCCGAGCUUGCGGAGGCCUAUCACGGAGCAGCAGACGGGCAAGGACGGCGAUUGUACGACGGUCUGCGUACCUGCCGUUCCGAGCUACUGGUCUUUCCAUGACUUGCUGGGCUUUAUCGGCGAGGAGUGGAAGGAGAGCAUCAGCCACUAUCGCCUUGUGACGACGGCGCAGAUGAACCGGUAUCUUGCGCAGGUAUGCCAGGCUAUAUUCAUCAGGUCGAUCACAUUCGAGAUACCUACGAGACCGGACGGUGCGUUUCCUGACUUGAGCCGCGAUCCGUUCACACCCUCCUCCGCCGUGUCGAACACCCUCAAGCCGUUUCCGCCGCCAACACCGAAUCUGAUCGAGCUUCCGACUUGCGCUGUGUGCCUGGAGCGCAUGGACGACACGACGGGCCUCAUGACCAUCUCAUGCCAGCACGUCUUCCACUGCAAAUGCCUCGACCACUGGCAGGGCUCUGGCUGUCCCGUAUGCCGGCACACCAGCAGCAAGCCCGCAUACGAUCCGUCAAACCCCUACACUCAGCCGUUUGGCUCCUCGGUUUCGAACCUCUGCAGCGUCUGCGAUACCGCCGACGAUAUCUGGAUAUGUCUCAUUUGCGGCAAGGUCGGCUGCGGCCGGUACAAGGGCGGCCACGCGAAAGAUCACUGGAAGGAAACAGCGCACAGCUUUGCCCUCGAGAUGGAAACGCAGUACGUCUGGGACUAUGCCGGCGACACCUGGGUCCACCGUCUCAUCCGCGACAAGGGCGACGGCAAGGUCGUAGAGCUCCCGGGCACCACCAGCCAGCAGGCCGGCCUGUCCAACAACGGCGACGGCUCAGGCCAGCAAGACGACGUCGUGCCCCGCGCCAAGCUGGACAACGUCGGCAUGGAGUACACCCACCUCCUCACCUCGCAGCUCGAAUCGCAGCGCGUCUACUUUGAGGAGAUGGUCAGCAAAAUCGCAGACAAGGCCGCCAAGGCGACGAGCACGGCCGACGCGGCUCUCCAGCAGUCCAAGGCCACGACGUCUGAAAACAAACAGCUGCGCGCCGAGCUCGACAAGCUGCGGCUCGAGACGGUGCCGCAGCUCGAGCGCGACGCCGAGCGAGAUCGCAAGAAGGCGGAGAAGGCGCAGGACCUCGCUCGCAGCCUCGGCAAGGCGCUGCAGGAGGAGAAGGAGGUCGGCAAGGGACUCAUGAAGCGUGUUGAGCAUAACCAGGCUGAGGUCGAGGCGCUCAGGGCGCGGGACGCUGAGCAGAAAGAGAAGAUUGCUGAGCUUGAAGAGAUGAAUCGGGACCUGAGCAUGUUCAUUUCUGGACAGGAGAAGCUCAAAGAGAUGGAGGCUGAGGGGCAAGUUGAGGCUGGCGAGUUGGCGGAGGGCAGCGCCAGCGUGCCGGAGAAAAAGGGCCGGAGGAAGGGAAAGAGGUGA
Messenger RNA from Verticillium dahliae VdLs.17, 2121 nucleotides. Its product is annotated as RING finger protein. Gene Ontology annotation, molecular function: zinc ion binding; ubiquitin protein ligase activity. The record is from RefSeq and is a predicted model, not a curated record. Gene Ontology annotation, cellular component: cytoplasm. The transcript has 3 exons. NCBI's taxonomy places the organism in Eukaryota, Fungi, Ascomycota, Sordariomycetes, Glomerellales, Plectosphaerellaceae. Bases 1 to 2121 code for a protein of 706 amino acids. Gene Ontology annotation, biological process: Ras protein signal transduction; protein ubiquitination.